Messenger RNA from Rhinichthys klamathensis goyatoka, 1164 nucleotides. RefSeq lists its product as uncharacterized. The transcript has 9 exons. Lineage: Eukaryota; Metazoa; Chordata; Actinopteri; Cypriniformes; Leuciscidae. The record is from RefSeq and is a predicted model, not a curated record. Bases 91 to 1164 code for a protein of 357 amino acids.
AAGGGAAGUGAACGCUUGAAAGCUCUAAUCCAAAUAACUGAAGAAAAGAGUGAAAAAUUAACCCUUGAGAAGAACCUUGCUGAAGAUCGAAUGAACAAACUUAGAAGAGAAAACUCAGAAUUAAAGGGGAAAUUAGAGGAAUCUCACAUGAUACUGGCUGAGAAAAACAGGGACCUUACAAAGAAAAACAUCCUGCUGGAAAAGCUGAAGGACACUCACUAUGAAAGUCACAAAAUGAUCGAGGGCCUGCAGUCAGAGUUGACGACACUACACGAGCACUCACAGCAAGCACUCUUCAGGUUAAAUAAAUACCACAUCAGCUCUGGUGGUCCACAGAGGACAGGUGUGACAAACCAUCAGUCUCUUCACCGUGAGAUUCUGGAUGCUCAACCGUCCCAGAAUGUGGCCAUGGAGUCGAUUUGCGGUUCUGUCAGCCAGAUCUUACCCACCGUCCCCCAGAGAGGAGACAUUCAAAACCUCCGAAAGAUCAAGCCUGUAGAGUUGUCCCAUAUCCUGCACGCACAACUCUCGGAGACUGACAAAGUUGGCAACAGUGCGAGUGAGAAGUUACAGAGACUCUCUCUGCAGGACCAACAACAGCAUGGAAGUUCUAGGCAUCAGCUGGUGACACUUCUAAAAGAGCUGGAGCUUCUUGAAGCUCCGCUGGCAGCGCGAGGACAGCACAAGACCAAGCGUCAGACACAGGAGGCUCACAUAGCGGCUGCCAUCACCUGGUGGAGGGGUCAGACUGCCCGAGAUCCACAAGAGGCUGUGGCACACGCGCAGAAACAGAUCCAAGGCCUGGCGGUCGAUCGCACGAAAGCCCAGGUGGAAGAGACUAAGCGUGGCGUGAGGGAGCUUCUCAAAGACCAGGGAACCAGCACACAGGAAGACUCUCAGAUUCAGUUCAGAGAUGUGGCUGUGAUCACCGAUUCAUCAGUAGAAGAAGACCUGCUGAAGUCCCUGAGGAAAGUGGAGGAGCUUAUGGGCAGCGAGAAGAGGAUGAAGGAGAGGAUAGAGGCCAUCAGCAUGAGGGUGGAGAGAGCUGAAACCACUGAGAGGCAACUCAAUGCCCUGGAGGACACGACCUCUGCCAACACACAGGUGUGCCAACACACUGCCAGGGAAAAGUUUAGACUAAUUAAGAUUUUUUUAUAUUUUUGA